Messenger RNA from Spirodela intermedia, 3947 nucleotides. Lineage: Eukaryota; Viridiplantae; Streptophyta; Magnoliopsida; Alismatales; Araceae. The record is from the annotation of a GenBank genome assembly.
AUGGUUGGCCAUUUUCACCUCGCGUACCUCUCGCCGUCUCCUAGCGCCUGCCGCACCGCUCUCUCUGGGCUGCCCAUCUCUGCGUCUCCCUUGGUGCCGGGUCGGUGUCUCUCCGGGAGGGUUCCGGCGGCGCCGGGCUGGGGCGGCUCGCGUGUUCUCCUUGGACAUCGGGGGCUCUCUCUUCUUCGCGGGGGUGAACCCGUGUACAAGCUGGUGCGGAGAUUCGUGGGCUUCGCUGAGUCGCCAUCCAUGGAGCAGAAUCAGGCGGCGGAGUCACCCGUGGCGUCUGCGGAGCGCGUCGGAGAGUCGGCGAAGAACAGUAAGGAGAGGGCAAGGCUGCUUCCCCUGGAGGAACUUAACUGGGACCACUCUUUCGUGAGGGAGCUGCCGGGAGAUCCCAGGACGGAUUCCACUCCCCGAGAGGUAAAUUUCUUCUGCCAUCAACGUUGACGAACACCACGAUUGCCGUAACUAUACCUGUUCAUCGAAAAAAGGCGACAGAAAUUCGUUUGACGGCUAUAAUCUUGGUUUGAUCGCCUGGUAUCUGUCCUUUACGCAGUCUUUGUAGGAAAGUAAGAGUGGCUCUGAAUCUCGAUCACUGAUACCAGGGAGCUCUCGGCGCCCGUGACUAAAAUCUCCGGUCACCCCCUUUCAUGAAACAUUUUCACAGAAGCGGAAAUUCCUUGAGCUACUUUGCAUCUAUUAUCUGCAGGAGUUCAUAUGGCGUGUUGACACGAACCUGGGGGAGCUGACGCAUCUCCAUCUGUUAAAGAAGAAGUUGCUUGUCUUCCAGUCUUCGUUUUUUAUUGAACUGUCGAACUGUUGGCUAUUCAGCAAAACCAUGGAAUUGACCGGACGACUGUGCGCAUUGGCAUGCCCACAGUUUCAGUCUUGGAGAAGUUUGGAUACGAAGAACUCUGACCAAGACGGUGCCUUCUUGCAAAAUAGCCCCCCUUUAAUGUUUAACCUCGGGAAAAAACACUUCUUAAAAUGAUUUCCAUGCCAUUUUUGGAAGCAUAAUUUUUUUUCUGUUGACUGAAACACUGUAGAUCAUGUUUAGAGUCAGAAUGGAGCUUCAUUGAGGGGAAAAAACCAAAUGACAACUACUACUACCUGAUCUGAUUGGAUACCAAAUUUAUAGUUUUUUUUUUCAAGACCAAAUACAGCGUUUUUGUUCAGGGCUUUAUAUAAUAUUAUCAAUCAAUUCGGAAAUUACAUGGAGAAUCCUCUCCUCGACUUUGGGUUGCAGGUUGUAGGUGCUUGCUACUCAAAAAUAUCUCCUUCUGCUAAAGUGGGGAAGCCUGAGCUUGUUGCCUGGUCCGAGUCGGUUGCUGAAUUGCUGGAGUUGGAUCCUGCAGAGUGAGUCAUCCUGCUAUUUUGGACAGUUGUGGUUUUCAGCAUGCCUGACGUCCCUUCUCAUUGACAGAUAUGGCUUCUUUAACGCACGUCUCAUUUGGCAAAAAACUAAGAACAUCUCCCGUCGGUCUUGUCUUUGCCAUGCAAAUUAUCAAGUGUCUACAAGGUUUUAUGCAGGACGCUGUGACCAUUCAGGAGAUAAAUCAAGCGUUAAAGGGGAUGUUGCUCUGUGAUUGGGAUCUCAUGAGCUCGUUCAGAAAGUGAUCUGCUUUAUCUAUAGUGGCGUUCAUGGGAAGGACAAUAAGUCUGAGAGGACUGUGCCGGUUCUAGGGGCGUUCGUGGGCUCCCGGCAGGAUUUUUCUACCUGCGGUUUCAUAGUCUCAUUUGCUGUAUGACGAAGCUUUCAAGAACAACUGAUCCACGGCUUGCCAUUGAGCAUCCACAUCUUGGGGCUCGCUCGACUGCCAUCGUCCUAUCUAAAUACCUAUUUCCUCCUAUCUAAAUAAAGUUGGAGGCUUUUCUGGGGAACUCUGAUUUUUCGAUGCGCAAUUUUGUUGAUUCCACUGUGAUGCGUUUGCUGCUUUCUCAUAAAGAAAAUGCCAUGUGCAAGUGUUCAUCUUGGGCGACCGCCUUGUACUUAUUUUCGAGCCCUCUGUUAUUUCAGAUUCCAGAGGCCGGAUUUCCCUGCGAUAUUCUCCGGCGCUUCACCUCUGGCUGGAGGGUAAGUGUAAGCUUUCUUCUUCCUUGCGAUGGCUGCUCAGUGGUCUGUUCAGGCGUUUGCUCGAAUUCAUCAUCGACUCAAGCGUGUUGGCUUACACAGGUUGCCAUACGCCCAGUGCUAUGGAGGGCAUCAGUUCGGUGUGUGGGCCGGCCAGCUUGGGGAUGGCCGUGCAAUCACCAUUGGAGAACUGGUGAAUUCUCGUGGCGGGAGAUGGGAACUGCAGCUCAAGGGCGCCGGGAAGACUCCCUACAGCCGAUUUGCAGAUGGCCUCGCAGUCCUGCGCAGCAGCGUUCGUGAGUUCCUCGCCAGCGAAGCCAUGCAUGGGUUGGGGAUUCCCACGACCCGGGCUCUCAGCCUCGUCACCACGGGCGAACUUGUCUACCGGGACAUGUUCUACGAGUACGUCCCUCCUCUUCGUUGUGUUACCGGGAGUUUCAUACAUUUUCCAUCAUUAGAUGAAUGCAAUUUUUCUUGCUGCUGUUUGGUUCUGAAUCCAUGGAAAAUGUGGAAGCUCUCACAUCAACUCACCGUUCAAGUUGAAUUGCAGUGGCAAUCCGAAGCAGGAGCCCGGCGCGAUCGUGUGCAGGGUCUCCCCGUCCUUCCUGAGAUUUGGUUCCUUCCAGAUUCACGCGUCCAGGGGCGGAGAACACCAUGGAAUCGUCCGCCUCCUGGCCGACUACGCUAUCCGGCACCAUUUCCCCCACCUCGAGAACACCCACGAGAGCGAGGCUUCGGGCAAUAAAUAUGCAGGUGAUGAUCUCCAUCGCUGCCAUGCUUUCAGAUAUCAGGAACAUCGCCCAAUUACUCACUAACAGAGGGCGAUGAUGUCAGAAUGGGCCAUGGAGGUGGCGGAGAGGACGGCCUCCUUGGUCGCCGGCUGGCAGGGCGUCGGCUUCACCCAUGGGGUUCUGAACACCGACAAUAUGAGCUUGCUGGGUCUCACCAUCGACUACGGGCCCUUCGGCUUCCUUGACGCCUUCGAUCCGAGCUACACUCCGAACACGACGGACCUGCCGGGAAGAAGGUACUGCUUCGCCAAUCAGCCGGACGUCUGUUUGUGGAAUGUCGCCCAGUUCGCCAGUACCCUGUCAGCGGCCAAGCUGAUUACAGAGGAAGAAGCCAACCAGGCCAUGGAGAGGUGAGCCGAUCGACACUCCUGCAGGGUUUUCGGACUGCCCAGCCCCUCUGAAUCAGCUUCGUGUGGACAGGUACGGGGACAAAUUCAUGGAGGACUACAAGUCCAUAAUGACCAGGAAGCUGGGCUUGCCCCAGUAUAACAAGGAGCUCGUCAGUAAACUCCUCACCAACUUGUCUGUGGAUAAGGUCGACUACACGAAUUUCUUCCGGCGGCUGUCCAACUUGAAGGCGGCGUCGGCGGACAUGGAUGAAAAGGACCUGCUGGCUCCGCUCAAGGCUGUUCUGCUGGACAUCGGCCCAGAGCGGAAGGUGGCGUGGAUCAGCUGGGUGAAGUCUUACGUCCAGGAGGCGAGUGUGCUCGAAUUCUGCUCUUCGAUCUCCGUUUCCGUAGAUUUUCGGAGCUUGAUAUCUUCGUUCCUAUGGUGGGGUGGGUGGGGGAGUGAUUGAUCUUUGUGGGUUCUCUCUCCUGGCUGUGCAGCUGGUCUCCGGCAGCGUUCCGGACGAGCAGAGGAAGGCCGCCAUGGACGCGGUGAACCCCAAGUACGUGCUCCGGAACUACCUCUGCCAGAGCGCCAUCGACGCCGCAGAGCAAGGCGACUACGACGAGCUGCGAAGGCUGCUGAAGGUCGUGCAGCGCCCCUACGACGAGCAGCCGGGGAUGGAGAAAUACGCGCGGCUUCCACCUGCCUGGGCCUACCGGCCCGGCGUCGCCAUGCUCUCCUGCUCCUCUUGA